Molecule: messenger RNA, 3345 nt
Organism: Saccharomyces eubayanus
Lineage: Eukaryota; Fungi; Ascomycota; Saccharomycetes; Saccharomycetales; Saccharomycetaceae
Gene: MLO127
Product: Mlo127p
Exons: 1
Coding region: 1-3345 (1114 amino acids)
Source: RefSeq, a predicted model, not a curated record
AUGGCUGGUGACAUUAUAGUUAGUGAGGUGGACGGUCCGCUGGACGUGGUCGGAUGCUUUGUUAGGAAAGAAGAUGGGCUCCAAGAGCAGAAACGACAAUUGGUGGUUGUUGGGCUGGAACGUGUCGAUGUAUAUGCAGGCGUGGAACAAGAUGAGCCCCGUAAAGUCUUAAGUUUCAGGACUGACGGGUGUACGGUGGCUGCUUUUUACUACAGAGAUCACUCCGUAGCAGACCAGCGGUUUUUUAUUUUGUUGAAGGCCACAGGACGACUUGAUUUCAUUGACCUGGAGUACAAACUGGUGAAGUCCCUGGAAACGGAGAUCGACCAGGUGAGAUCCGAGCCAAAGUUUCUGUUUCAAGACCCGCUGCGGCCAGCUUUGGUUUUCAACUUAUCUUGUACUGAAAUUUAUGAGAUUCCCACAGACGAUAUUCUUGGUGUAGUACAAGCCGACAUUAAGUUAAGCUAUAUCACCUCUUCGCCAAUAGUGUCCAUAGAUGCAUGCAUAAAUUUCAAUGAUAUCUUGGAUAAGGAUGCUUUUACGUUGUCCAUUCUCACACAUGCAUAUGGUGCCAACGAGUACAAUUUAGAGGCCUGUGUAUGCGUAUUCGAGCCUAAGCCAGCUAAAACUGUCAAGUGGAAAAGAACAACCAAUGUGUCCUUUACGGAUGAAGCCGUGGUUUCACAAGUACUUUUAAAGUCGGUAGCUAACAUUGGCCAUUUCGUCUUUACGCCCUUGAAAACUUAUCUUAUUAAGCAUGCACCGUCCUCGAAACAAACGAUUAACGGUGAAGAGAUAGGUACGAUGUAUUUAGGGUCCGGGGCCUUUGAAUCUGGACAUGAAGAGGCAAUACACUUUUUGCGACCCAUUUUUUCAGAGGUUACAUUAAAAUAUUUAGCGUUUAUGUUCAUGACUGAUACGGGUACUUUGAUCACAUGUAAACUGAAUGCGAUUUUAAGCAGUUUUGAAGACGAUACGUAUAUGUGGGAUAGUUUCGUCUUUGAAAGAUCUAAUACCGAUAACAAUAUACCAUUAGAACAUUAUUUUUCAGCAUUUUUCGAUGAGAAGCGUUGGAUGCUUGUAUGCCCGAAGGGCUACAUCACAAUGAAUUCAUUCGAAAAUCACAACCAUAGUGUUUUCAUCACGUUUGGUUCUUUGCUUCGUAAAUCAACGCUAUAUGCAGAUUUCACAGGAAACUACAUCCGAUCUCAUAUAUCAUGUGGCUCGUUGCAUAGUGGACAGGGAUUUUUGAGCCUGAAAUCACGAUUAUUUAUGAACAUAUUUGCUGUCACUUCAAAGGAGCCAUUUUUCCAGACAAGAAACGGUGCCCCUCUUCAAGUCUACGCUACAAAGAAAGGUAUUUAUUGGGCAGAUACGGAUAAUUUUAUUUAUAAGGACAAUGAUCGAAUAAGCACAGAGACAAACGUUGAUCUAAUUGUUACUGGAAAGGGAACUUUACUGAAGGACAAAUCUAUCGUUACUUUAGCUUCUAUUGGGAAGGAUGAAGAGUGUAAUUAUGUAUAUGUCACGAAACAAGGCCACCUGAAAUGGAGUCAUCUGGAAAGGUUUUAUCAGAUUCAAAAUUUGCAAAGAGCUUUGACCACUGAAAAUUGUUGUUUAUCUGCCAUCUCUAGAAAUGGUUCUAUUUUGACAGUACUUGUAUUAAAUGAUGAAAUUAUGGUAUUUGAUUCCUGCAACAAAUUGAAAAAUCAAAACAAAACCUUCAAUAUGCUUUCUAAUAUAUCAUCCCUCUUUCUAUAUGAGUCCGCACAUAUAGUUUAUAUUCUCAUAUCCGACAUUGAAGGAAAUCUUUGUGUUAUAGACGCAUCGACAUUGGAAGUUUUAGAAGAAGUGAAAAUUUGUAAGAAGAGGCUACAAUUCUGUGGAGUACCCAACUCGGAUUACGUUCUCAUAUUUACGCCAGAUACUAUAGUUCUUUUCAAGCCAAGUGCUUUAAAGGGGGAAUUUGAUAUACAAGAAGUAUACACUCCAUAUCACAUAAGCCAUUUGGUGCCAGGAAAAAAUGACAGCUCAGUUAUUAUGGUUACUCGUCAAGGCCAAUUUUAUGACGUGACUGUCCCUGGCGAUGUUGGUGAGGCCAUUUUUAGUUCUAAACUUGAACAAGUUCCAAAACCUUGCCUCAAAUUCAUAACUUUGGAAUCUUCAUCGAGGUACAUUUUUGUCGCAGCUCUGCCGAUAGCACAACAAAGGCACGAUAAUUAUUCUGAAAUUUAUGUUUAUGACAUUAAGGAGAUCAAACGCAUCCGUACUUUUAAUUUUUGUAGUGUUGAUAAUGGCACCAAGAGCAUAAAAUAUGAAAACGUUUUGAUAACAGAUAUGAUUGGUGUACCUAUCCUCAAAAGAAAGGAAACAUUAGCCAAAAAGAAAGCUUCCGAGUUAUAUAAGGAAGUGAUUUUCAAUUCAUGCGUUUUGGUGUCUUUGAAUUUAAACCCGGUUGAUGACAUUGAUAGCAAUGAAAUGAACAACUUGAUGUUGUUUUCUUUUGAUGAGAAAUCAGGGACCAUAGAAUAUCUUUUUGGGAUUAACACUGGAUUCUCGGUUACCGGGCUGUACAACUACUAUAAUGGUUGUAUUUUGGCCCAUGGGGAGUCGAUACAGGCAUACCAACUAAAUUAUUCAGUCCAUGAAAAUAAGUUUAGCAUAGAACAUGUAUCAAACAGACUAAACAUCUCUGGUGUUGCAAUAACAUCAUCUAUAUUUUUUGAAGAAGAGAAGGCUAAAAUGGCUAGAAAACAACAAAACAUAAACACUUGGGUGUAUUUGGAAAAAAUGGUCCUACUUGAUGUACGUAAAGGUAUGACCAGAUUUAACAUUACCCACACAACAGAUGGUAACAUUGAAAAGAUACAAUUGCAAGUGCAGCCUCUUAGUCCACUUGGAAGAGAGCUCAUCAAUAGCACUACCGAUCGUGGGAUAAUGUUUACUGGUGUGGCAACUGUAACCUUCAAGGGAAGUAGGUACCUGUUGACUUCGUACGGCAGCCAACGUCUCACCUUGUUUAGUUUUGCAUUUGGUGAUGAUGAUGAUGAUGAAAUAGAUCAAAAUGAGUUCGAUAUCGCUGCACAAGUGACAACCAUUAAUUCUGUGGAAAUCGCUCAUUUCAGUGGAGGCGUAUUUUUAAACAGAGCAACAUUUACACCUUUUUUCUUAGUUACUACCUUAGGCAACGGUUGCUAUGUAAUCGGUUUUCUACACGAAGAAUCGGUUAUUUCAUCGUUUAAACUAUCAGAAGUGGAAGCAGGGUUUACAAGCGUGGAAAACCCAAAAUACUUGGGACUUCUUGACCCUCACAGGGAUGAUCACGAUAUGAUAUCUGAGCGUUAA